Molecule: messenger RNA, 688 nt
Organism: Triticum dicoccoides
Lineage: Eukaryota; Viridiplantae; Streptophyta; Magnoliopsida; Poales; Poaceae
Exons: 1
Coding region: 145-489 (114 amino acids)
Source: RefSeq, a predicted model, not a curated record
CAUUCAGCUCUGACCAGACCAGAGCGCGCGCCUGCCUACAUAUGCAGCGCGCGCGCCCGCCGUGUCUCCUUGUCUGACAGCGCUGGCCGAUCAAGCUCGCUCGCUCGCACCGACGACGACGACUAGGAAGAAGAGGAACGGCCGAUGGAGCACGGCGAGGGGAGGCACGAGGCGGCGCUGAGGGCGGUGCAGAGGGCGCCGGCCAAGCCGUGGCGCGGCGCCGGCGCCCCGCCGCCGCCCAGGGUGUACCGGGUGGAGCCCCGGGACUUCCGGGAGCUCGUGCAGAGGCUCACCGGCGCCGGCACGGCCACGACCGGCUCGCCGGCCGUGGGAGCGAGGAAGGCGCCGGGUCAUGCGGCCGCGGCGCACGGGCGCAGGGAGGCCGCCCCCGUGGAGCAGUUCGACUACUCGUCGUGGUUCUCCGCGCCGCUGCUCAGCCCCGCGUCCAUGCCGGCCGGCAUGGACGCCCACCAUGGCGCUCUGCUGUAGGAGAGUUGUGCUACGGUCGCCGCUCGCCGCCACUCGGCACUUGUAAAAUCGAGCUACAUGCCACAGUUCCAUCGCUUCUUCCCUUCUCGUUAUUUCCUUUCGAGGGAUGAUGACACAUGACAGUGCUUUCGCUCGUGUACGUAAUUGAGUAUAGUUCUUUUUAUGAAUAUAAUAAAUGAAUUAUUAGUUUGCUCUGCAA